Arctia plantaginis is the source of this 2052-nucleotide messenger RNA. Lineage: Eukaryota; Metazoa; Arthropoda; Insecta; Lepidoptera; Erebidae. The record is from the annotation of a GenBank genome assembly.
AUGAUAGCUCGAUAUGCCACGGACUACCUACAUGUAUCAACUUACUGCAACGGCGGUGACCUGGCAGAUUAUUUACAAGCGAAUCGUCUGCUCAGCGAGGGCACCAUUCGACUGUUCCUGAAGCAGCUAGCAGAGGCCAUGCGAGCCAUCCACGCUAAGGGCAUCGUGCAUCGCGAUCUGAAACCUCAGAAUAUUCUACUCACACACAGUGUUGCUCCUCCCCGUACGCCGCAUGCGUCCGAGAUAACGCUCAAGAUAGCUGACUUCGGCUUCGCAAGGUUCCUCGAGGAAGGAAACAUGGCCGUCACGCUCUGUGGCUCUCCGAUGUAUAUGGCGCCCGAAGUUAUAAUGUCACUUAAAUAUGACGCUAAAGCGGAUCUCUGGAGCUUAGGGACGAUAGUAUACCAAUGCUUGACUGGGAAAGCCCCCUUCCAGGCCACAACGCCUCAUGAACUGAAAGCCUUCUACGAAAAUAGUGUGGACUUGCAGCCCAAAAUGCCAGCCGGUACAAGUCCCGAACUGUGCAGCUUACUGAUCGGCCUAUUGCGACGAAAUCCGCGUGAGCGCAUGCCAUUCGAAACUUUCUUCAACCAUCCGUUCCUACAGCGACCGCGGACUACCUCUAUUACCAGGCCGAGUAUUAACCCAACUGCGAUGCCGACGAUGGGCUCGGGAGGGCCAAGCGCGGCUGGUAGUGGGGUCAAUGUACCACAGCGAAACACUCCCACAGCACGCGUCAUCAAUCCUACUUUACAACCCUUGCCAACGCUUCAGACACAUAAGAAGUCACAGCCGACAUCCUCCGCCGAGUCGUCAGACACGACAUGGGCGGGCGAGGACGACUUUGUGCUGGUAGAAGCUACCGAAAGUGGAUCUGCGGAAUACUCAGAAACUUCAUCUGGUUCCGAGGCAGCGCCCAGGCCGCGCUCGCUAGCGCUGGCGGGCGCCUCGCCGCAGCAGCCCACCGCCCCGCCUGCGCACACGCAACUCGCCGCCCGGCAGGACGCCGCCCCGCCCCCUGCUAACACCUAUACUAGGAAUCCCCUGGCUGUAACUUCUAAUAAUAACGUACCACGAUCACAACCCAUCGACGUGCUUCGAUCGAACUACAGUCGUAAUGCGACCAACAUCGGCUCCUUAUCGCCACCGACUGUGCCGUUUACAAUGACGCCCCCGUCGACACGACGCCGCAGCAGCAACUCUGGCAGCUCUCCCCCGCCUUCGCUGUGGCAGGUCUCGCCCACGAACGCCAGUCCACUUCGUAGAUCAGUGACGGAUCUGAUAUGGGCAGGUUCGUCCCCGCCCGUGUCGCUGGCGCUGAAGGCGAGCGGCGAGGCGGGCGCGUGCGGCGCGGCGGGCGCCUCGCCCAAGCGCGCCGACGCGCUGCUGCGCGGCCUCAAGCUGCACGCGCCCGACCCGCCCGUCUACAUCCCCAACCUGCAGGAGGAGACCAUCCUGGCCGAGGAGCACAGCAAAGUAUUCUCCCAAUUAAACUUUGUGCUGAUGCUGGCGGAACUGCUGUCCGAUCUCGCGGUCUCCUGCGGAGCGCCCAUCGCGGCUCUCAUGGACACGUCAGACGAGCGCGGCACGUCGGCGGUGCGGCUGGGGCUGCUGGUGCAGGCCAUGCAGGCGCUGGCGGCCGGCCUGCGCCUCGCCGCCGCGCACUACCGCGACCGCACGCUGCAGCCCACGCCGCAAGUGCGCAACGUCGUGUCACUGAUGAACGGAAAGUACAAGUGGAUCGUGAACGAGUCCCGGAGACUCCACGAGGCCGGCGUCAUCCCCGCCACCUGUGACAAAAUCCUCUAUGAACAUGCUAUCGAACUGUGUCAGAUGGCGGCCAUAGAGGAAUUAUUUGGUGAUAUGAAAGAGUGCGAGCGGCGCUACAUGUCGGCGCAAGUGUUGUUACACUCGCUCGUGCAGCGACACCCACUACAUCCGCAACACAGGACCACACUCUCCAAGUAUCGAGAUGCAGUACAAAGGCGGCUCAACUGCCUCAAAGGACCGCGCAAAAUAAUGGACGUAAAGCUUGAGGCUGGGAUCUCAUAA